Molecule: messenger RNA, 1623 nt
Organism: Macaca mulatta (Rhesus monkey)
Lineage: Eukaryota; Metazoa; Chordata; Mammalia; Primates; Cercopithecidae
Gene: GSTM4
Product: glutathione S-transferase mu 4
Biological process (GO): glutathione metabolic process
Molecular function (GO): glutathione transferase activity
Source: RefSeq, a predicted model, not a curated record
AACGCCCCAGGGCGGGGCUACGGAAGCUGGCGAGGUCCAGCCCCGCCUGGGGCCUCCGGACGUUGCUCCCUGAACCCUCGGAGGUGGCGGUGGAUCUUACUCCUUCCAGCCAGUGAGGAUCCAGCAAUCUUCUCCGUGCCUCCCCCCGCGCCUGUUGGUUGGAAGUGACAACCUUGAAGAUCGGCCGGUUGGAAGUGAAGACCUUGAAGAUCGGCGGGCGCAGCGGGGCCGAGGGGGCGGGUCUGGCACUAGGUCCCGCCCCUGCACGCCAGGAACCCCAGAGGAAGUCGCAGUUCAGCCCAGCUGAGUCCUGUCUGCAGAAUCCACACCAACCAGCAUCAUGUCCAUGACACUGGGGUACUGGGACAUCCGCGGGCUGGCCCACGCCAUCCGCCUGCUCCUGGAAUACACAGACUCAAGCUAUGAGGAAAAGAAGUACACAAUGGGGGACGCUCCUGACUAUGACAGAAGCCAGUGGCUGAAUGAAAAAUUCAAGCUGGGCCUGGACUUUCCCAAUCUGCCCUACUUGAUUGAUGGGACUCACAAGAUCACCCAGAGCAACGCCAUCCUGCGCUACAUUGCCCGCAAGCACAACCUGUGUGGGGAGACAGAAGAGGAGAAGAUUCGUGUGGACAUUUUGGAGAACCAGGCUAUGGACGUCUCCAAUCAGCUGGCCAGAGUCUGCUACAGCCCUGAUUUUGAGAAACUGAAGCCAGAAUACUUGGAGGGACUUCCUACAAUGAUGCAGCACUUCUCACAGUUCCUGGGGAAGAGGCCAUGGUUUGUUGGAGACAAGAUCACCUUUGUAGAUUUCCUCGCCUAUGAUGUCCUUGAUCUCCACCGUAUAUUUGAGCCAAAGUGCUUGGACGCCUUCCCAAAUCUGAAGGACUUCAUCUCCCACUUUGAGUGUUCCCCCUGUGAGAUGAGGAGCACACUGAUUUUACUCCUAUUCACCGACCUUCUCCUCUGCAUGAGGCAGGGUGUGAGGCACAGUGGGAGAUGCAUAGAUGACCGCCCCAUCCUGGAAAAGAGUGCAGCGAGAGGCCUGCAGUGCAGGCAGAGCAGCCUGUGAGGGCUUGGAGAAGAUCUCUGCCUACAUGAAGUCCAGCCGCUUCCUCCCAAAACCUCUGUACACAAGGGUGGCUGUCUGGGGCAACAAGUAAUGCCUUGAAGGCCAGGAGGUGGGAGUGAGGAGCCCAUACUCAGCCCUCUGCCCAGGCUGUGGAGUGAAGCUGGACUGUGCAUCCCAGCACCUGGCUCCUUGUCCUUUUCUCCUGUUUAUUCCCAUCUUUACCCCCGAGACUUUAUUGGACUUCCUCACUUCCCCUAAACCCCUGUCCCAUGCAGGCCCUUUAAAGCCUCAGUUACCCACUUUCCUUCAUGAAGAUCACCCUCCCAACAUUACCCUUCCCUGCACUAAAGCCAGCCUGACCUUCCUUCCUGUUAGUGGUUGUGUCUGCUUUGAGGGGCCUACCUAGCCCCUCGCCUGUGGAGCUCAGCCCCGAGCUGUCCCCGUGCUGCAUGAAAGAGCAGCAUUGACUGGUUUACAGGCCCUGCUCCUGCAGCAUGGCCCCUGCCUUAGGCCUUCCUGAUCAAAAUAAAGCCUCAAUCACACUUGCUAUA